CUGCUCUGCUGAGCGGGUCUGUGCCGGCUCCGGGGGCCGCCGAGCGAGGGUUUGCCCAGCAUGUCUCCAGUGGCAGAGAAGGACAGAGCAGUUGUCCAGCUCCUGCUCGACGCUGGCACGUGCCCACGAUGUGUGCUGAGGUUCUGCUCUGUGGGCUCACAGCUGCUCUACAGACACCCACAACAGGAUCUGCUGAAGGAUCUGCAGGAAUUCCUGAAGAACAGCCAGGAAAAGGAAGGCCCAGUGUGUUUGGAGGUGGCUGACCCCCCUUGUAAGAGACUCAGGCUUGAGCACGAGGAGGAAGGUGCUGAUGAGCUGAACCACAACGGGGCCAUCCCACAGCUCCCCUCUGCUGGGAAUACUGGGAAUACUGGGAAUACUGGCCUGGACAGCUCUGCUGGGAGGGUUUGCAACGUGUGUUUGGGAAUUCUCCAGGAGUUCUGUGAGCCUGACUUUGUUAAAAAGGUGUGCCAAAAAGUUAAUUCUGCUGACUACCAGUUCACCAGUUUUGUAUUUUCUGUGUCACUGCCCCCACAGCUCUCUGUCAGGGAGCGUGCUGCUUGGCUGGGGGUGAAGCAGCAGAUGAGAAAUCUGGGCCUUCCCUUGGCAAAGGAUGACAUUGUUCAGCUGAAGGAAGCUUACAAGUGGAUUAUUCAUCCCCAGCUGGCAGAAGAGUUGGGUGUUCCUGCUGAUGGAAAGAGUUUGUUUGAAGUUAGCGUGGUCUUUGCUCACCCCGAAACAGACGAGGAGUGCCAUUUCCUAGCCACAGCCUGCCCAGACUGUUUCAAACCAGCGAAGAACAAACAGUCUGUUUUCACCAGAAUGGCAGUUAUAAAAGCCCUGGAGAGGAUAAAAGAAGAGGAUUUUCUCAAGCAUUUUCCAUGUCCCCCAAGCUCACCAAAGAACCUCUGUGAUGCUCUGGAAAUCCAGUGCAAUAAUGGUGCAGUUUUUGUGGCUGGAAGAUACAACAAAUAUUCCAGGAAUUUACCUCAGACUCCCUGGAUUAUUGAUGGGGAGAGGAAGCUGGAAUCUUCAGUGGAAGAAUUAAUUUCAGAACAUCUGAUGGCAGAAUUCAAAGCAGACAGCUUUAAUUUUAGUUCCUCUGGAAGAGAAGAUGUGGAUGUAAGGACUCUAGGCAAUGGGAGGCCCUUUGCGAUGGAGCUGGUGAAUCCCCGCAGGAUCCAUUUCAGCGCCGAGGAGAUGAAGAGGCUGCAGCAGGCAAUUAAUGACUCUUCAGACAAAAUACAGGUUCGAGAUUUGCAGCUUGUCACCAGAGAGGCAAUUGGUCGUAUGAAGGAAGGUGAGGAGGAGAAGACAAAGACCUACAGUGCCUUGAUAUGGACAGACAAAGCGAUACAGAGAGAGGACAUCGCGUUCCUCGAUGAUAUCAAGGAGCUGAGGCUGGAGCAGAAGACGCCCCUGCGGGUGCUGCACCGGCGGCCGCUGGCCGUGCGCUGCCGGCUCAUCCACGGCAUGAGGAGCGAGUACAUCGACCAGCACCACUUCCGUCUGCACCUCAGGACACAGGCAGGAACCUACAUUAAAGAGUUUGUGCACGGAGACUUUGGGAGAACAAAGCCCAACAUUGGGUCCCUUCUGAACAGAACUGCUGACAUUCUGGAGCUGGAUGUAGAGUCUGUUGAUGUUGACUGGCCUCCAAGCCUGGCUGAUUAACCUCUGGAGCUGAGGAAGCAGCAGCUCCCUGGCAGCAGCUGGUGACCAGACACUGUGCAGGAUCUCUUACAGCCUGGGUGCCAAGGGUGUCCCUGGAACACUGGGAUCACGGUGAUCUGCCAAAGGAUACCCUUGGGCACCACUUUACACACUCAGGACCAGGCAGUGCUGGUUCAAUCUCUAGCCUUACUUUUAUUUCUUCUGUACAUAAAAAGAUUUUGGGGAGCCAAUGUCUAUAACCCACCAUCAAGCCAGGUUUUACUUUAUUUUUUUUUUUCUAUUGGAUACUACAGCUUUCCUUGUGUGGAUGCAGGUAACACUGAGUUACCUGAAACCCACUCCCAGCUUUUCCUGAGACACUUUUUGGUCAGUGGCAGUAGAGAUAAGCAGAUUUCUCUCUCACAGUGCUUUUCAAAGGGAGAAAAAAAAAGUUUUCUGAGGAAGACUUUGCACUUAAAACCAAGUUUUUCUCAUUUAAAAACAUUGGGGAUGCUUCCUAGAAACAAGAGUUGAGGCCUCCUCAGCCCUUUUGAGGAGUAGGAAUUCCCCAGUGAGUCACAAUGUACAAAAAGACUGGGAACUCCUGGCAGUGGUGGGUGAUGGGAAUCUAAAGAAAAACAGGAACACCAAGAAUGUCAAUGAGCAGGCAGAAACAGGAGGUACCACAGGGUGCUGGUAUCCAGAGAGAGAGAUAAAAACCUCUGAUUUAGCAGCAUAAUACAUUUCUUCUUGUACCUCACCUUGGAUGGAUGCCUGGAAGAGUUGAACACAGCCUAGGAACUGGAAUAGGGAAGACCUGAGGUUUUCUCUGGUUAUUUUAAAUGUUUCCUACUAAGCACCACCAACAUCUUUAGGAAGUCACUUUUUAAUACCAGUAUCAUGUUAAUCCAUUAGGGAGGUACUUCCCUGAAGUACAGAAGAGUUAAACUAUCAACAAGAAAUUAAGGUUUGGAAUUUCAGAGCUCUUUGUUAACGUUUUGGGGCUAAAGAGGGUAACAUUUGCCAAGACAAGCCACUGUCUGGGGACAGGGAGGAUCACUGGGAUGUCUUCCCUUGAAUUCAGUGAUGCUACAACAGCUCCAUGAGAGCUUGAGGCUCUAAAAGUGUUAAUAAAUACAUUUUUGAGGAGCUCCUUUAAGGCUCUGUCUGUGCUGGGCUGUCAGAACUUGUGUCUGUAAUGUAAGUAAUUCAGAAGCUCCUGUUUUUCUAACACAGAAAUUUGAUUCAGACAGAAAUACUAUUUUUGGUUUUAAUAUUAAAGCUCUUAUGAGCAAAACAUUCCAUGAGUAGUUCUCAGAUAAUAAUCUGCAGCCAGGAAGGAAAUGUCAUUAAUGAUGGAAAACUAAAGAAACUGAAUUCAGAAAACAAAAGGGAAUUUCAUAUCUGCAUGAUUUCUUGAAACUCACAGUGAGCUAAAAUACGAUUUAUAAAUUCCAUCAUCUACAAGGGAAAGAAAAUGUAAACAAGACUGUGCUCUCUGGACACAACAGGCAUGGGAAGAGCUGCUCCAAGGGGAAAUGGAGCCAGAGGGGGAAAGGGCAGCCAAGGACACACAAGGCUCUUCCCUGAGCAGCUCCUGCUGCACCUGGGGAUCCCAAGCAGAAUCCAGGGUAAGGAUGACCCUCGGUGUGCUGGGUCUGAGCUCUUCUCUGGGCAAGGCAGAGAGCUCUCUCCCAAAACUCCCAGGCUGUUUAUUUUUAUGGAAAAUCUGCGGUAUCCCAAUGUGGGGGGGUGGAAGCUGAUAUGCAAAUAUCCCUGAGCUCUUGAGGCAGCUCCUGGGCACCAAUCAUGGGCAGAAAUGAAACUGAGAAAUGUAAUCUGGGCCUCUGAACUUUGCUUCCAGUCCAGUUUUGCAACCAUCACACACUGAAUAUUGCAGCAAUAAUAUUCAUGCUGCACUUGGGCCUUCAGCUGAUUUUUAGGAGUAUUUUUGUGAGUGCUCAAACUGGGUGUUUGGUGAGAGCCAGAUUUCAUCUUGUAUUUCCCCAGCUGGACACCUCCAAUGCCUCCCCCCUGCAUUUUGGUUUUGCAUCAGCUCAGCUGGGCCUGGAGAGAGCUGGACUGGCAGCACAGCUCAGCCAAAAGCAUCUGUGCCCUGGUCCCCUCUGCCUAAAAACCCAACAGCUCUGCCACAAAACCUGCUCAGGCAGAUCAGCCCUCACAUGCCUGAGGUUUUAUAGUGGCCACCUGCAACAGGGAGCAGAAAAUACUCCAAAAACCCCAGGAUAAGCAACCAAGAACCUACCUUGUCCCUUUUCCCUGCCUUCCCAUGGUGAGGGACACCACGAAGCCGAGGAGGCUGCAGAAGCUGAGCACUUGGUAUAACCAGUUUUUUUUAAUUACCAAACCAACUCGUUUACAAAGGAAAACAGAACUUUAAAAAUAUUUAAUUAUGCCAUAAGAACAAAUUGUACUACAAAGAGCUUUAUAAAGUGAGCAAAGGGUUUUCUGAAGUGAGCAAAAUGUUUACAUUUAAUAUACUUAAAACUGAGAACUUCAAAAAGAAAACAACUGAAUAAACAACACGAGUCAAACUAUCUGUGUAUUUCUUUGGCCUCUCUGUUGCUGAGGAGUGUGGGGGAGAGGUGCAGAAGUGAGGAAAAACUGCUUUAAAACAGUUUUCAGUUUGUUGUGCACCUGG
Camarhynchus parvulus is the source of this 4315-nucleotide messenger RNA. It is a transcript of the gene PUS10, whose product is annotated as pseudouridine synthase 10. Gene Ontology annotation, molecular function: RNA binding; pseudouridine synthase activity. Gene Ontology annotation, biological process: tRNA pseudouridine synthesis. The record is from RefSeq and is a predicted model, not a curated record. Bases 61 to 1674 code for a protein of 537 amino acids. NCBI's taxonomy places the organism in Eukaryota, Metazoa, Chordata, Aves, Passeriformes, Thraupidae. The transcript has 18 exons.